CGGGACGCUCAGAGCCGCCGCAGCACCGCUCCGCUCCGCCAUGCCCCGGUGUCUCGGCGUGCCCAGUUGCUGUUGAGGUCCCGCGGGACGCCCCUCCCGGGUGGAAAGGUGGCUCUGCCGGCGGCACGGACGGACAUGAGGACGGCGGAGGACUCGAACGGGACGGUGCUGCACCGCCUGAUCCAGGAGCAGCUGCGCUAUGGGAAUCUCACGGAGAACCGCACUCUGCUGGCCAUCCAGCAGCAGGCCCUGCGCGGCGGCGGCGCCGGGAGCCCCCGCUCCUCGCUGGAGAGCCUCAGCCCGGAGGAGAGCCAGAUGGUGCAGCAAUCCACGCGGCAGGAGCCGCAGGGCCAGGAGCAUCACUCCGACCACGUCUACUUGGAGAACAGCGUCUAUCGGCUCUGCCCGCCCAAGGGCGAGGAGCUCCCCAGCUACGAGGAGGCCAAGGCGCAUUCCCAGCUGCUGGCCUCGCAGCGGGGAGCGGCGGGCGCGGGGCUCCGGUUCGAGCCCGGUCCGCGCGGGGCCGACAGCGGCGCCCGGCGCCCCGACGAGGCGCUCAAGGAGCUGAAGCACGGCCACGUGCGGUCGCUGAGCGAGCGGCUCAUGCGGAUGUCGCUGGAGAGGAACGGGGCCAAGGCGCAGAGCCCCAUCAGCGCUUCCCACAGCUUCCCGCAGCUCUCCCGGCAGCUCGUCCCCCUGCGCGGGCAGCACCCCGAGGGCACGGAGCCGCGGGGACCGCCCCCGGAGUAUCCCUACGUCAUCCCUUCCCAGGACGCUUACCUGGCUGAGCCCCGACCCUGCUCCCGGGAAGGUCCUGGAUUUCAGCAUCCUGAGAUCAGGGUGCUGCCCACCUCGGUGCCAGCCGCGUUCCUGCCGCUGUGUCCGGGCGCGCUGGGUCCGGCCGGCGUGGAGGCCCUGGUCAGCGCCCAGGCGGUGUCGGCUGGCAGCCGCCUGGCCCGGGCAGACGCCGUCCUGCGGGAGAACGAGAGGCUCCAGCGGGAGAGUGAGAAGCUGCGGCGGGAGCUGGAGAGCUGUGCCGAGAAGGCGAGCCGCAUCCAGAAGCUGGAGAGCGAGAUCCAGCGCAUCUCAGAGGAUUAUGAAAAUCUUGUCAAGGCGUCUUCCAAGCGGGAAGCCUUGGAGAAAGCCAUGAGGAACAAGAGGGAUUGUGAGAUGCGACGGCUGCAGGAUUUCAACCGAGACCUGAAAGAGCGUUUGGAAUCGGCAAACAAGCAGCUGGCCAGCAAGAACCAGGAAAACCAGGAGAGCAACCAGGGCAGCGUGGCCAAACUCCUGGCACAGAGCUACGAGCACCAGCAGGAGAAGGAGAAGCUGGAGCGGGAGGUGUCCCUGCUGCGCAGCGCCAACGAGGACCAGCGGCGGCGGGCAGAGCUGCUGGAGCAGGCGCUGGGCAGCGCCCAGGCGCGGGCGGCCAAGGCAGAGGCCGAGCUCCGGAAGAAACGAGCCUACGUGGAGAAGGUGGAGAGGCUGCAGGCAGCCCUGGGGCAGCUCCAGGCCGCCUGUGAGAAGCGGGAGCAGCUGGAGCUGCGGCUCCGCACCCGCCUGGAGCAGGAGCUGAAGAUGCUGCGGGCUCAGCAGAGGCAGGCGGGCAGCGUGAGCGGGGGGACGCCGGAGCUGAGCGCCCACACGCUGUCGGAGCAGCUGAGGGAGAGGGAGGAGAAGAUCCUGGCGCUGGAGGCCGACAUGACCAAGUGGGAGCAGAAGUACCUGGAGGAGUGCACCAUGCGCCAGUUCGCCAUGGACGCCGCGGCCACGGCGGCCGCCCAGCGCGACACCACGCUCAUCAGCCACUCCCCACGGCACUCCCCCAACAGCAGCUUCAACGAGGACCUCCUCCUGGCCAGCCACAAGCACCAGGAGAUGGAGAACAGAUUAAAAGCCCUUCAUGCCCAAAUCCUGGAGAAGGAUGCUGUCAUCAAGGUCCUGCAGCAGCGCUCAAGGAGAGACCCCAGCAAAGCCCUUCAGGGCUCCCUGCGGCCGGCCAAAUCCGUGCCCUCCAUCUUCGCUGCCUCCGCCGCCCCAAGCUGGCCAGGGGCUGGCCAGAGUGACCGGUCAUCCGAGGGCAGCUCCCGUGGCAGCACAGCAGGCAAAGCCACCACUGAAGGGACAGCAGUGUCCACUGCCUUUCCUUUGCCAUCCCACUCCAAACAUGGCAGCAAGGACGGCAGCACGCAGACAGACGGAGCGGCCGGGAGCAGCGAGCAGGGCGAGGGCACUGGAGUGCUGGAGAGCUCAGCCACUGCCAGAGCCCUGGACCUGUCUGACAUGGUGGAGAUCCUGAUUUAA
Molecule: messenger RNA, 2304 nt
Organism: Lonchura striata (white-rumped munia)
Lineage: Eukaryota; Metazoa; Chordata; Aves; Passeriformes; Estrildidae
Gene: AMOTL2
Product: angiomotin like 2
Biological process (GO): hippo signaling; establishment of cell polarity involved in ameboidal cell migration; actin cytoskeleton organization
Cellular component (GO): bicellular tight junction; plasma membrane; cytoplasmic vesicle
Source: RefSeq, a predicted model, not a curated record